This is a messenger RNA of Trifolium pratense (red clover), 1386 nucleotides long. RefSeq lists its product as uncharacterized. Bases 152 to 1186 code for a protein of 344 amino acids. Gene Ontology annotation, molecular function: S-adenosylmethionine-dependent methyltransferase activity. The transcript is spliced from 8 exons. NCBI's taxonomy places the organism in Eukaryota, Viridiplantae, Streptophyta, Magnoliopsida, Fabales, Fabaceae. The record is from RefSeq and is a predicted model, not a curated record.
CGGGGGCAAUUUGAUUAACUUUUUGAAAUAAUCAAAUAUGAGUGUAUAAAAGAUUUUUAGCGGCUCCCAAAGGGACACAGUAGGAGCGGGGGUGAUCAAUUAGAUCCGCACGAACGCUUGGCCGAUUUCCCCGAUUCACCAGUUCUGUUCUAUGAGUAUGACCAUGGCCGCGUCUGCUGCUACCACCGCUCGUCCUCUUUAUCUAAUCAAAUUCCCUAAACGCCCUCACCUUUUAUCAGAUUCACAAUUUCGCCCUCGGCUACUCAGUUCCCAAACCCAAAGAACCACUAUUCGUGCUACAUCGGCUGUUGUUGUGGAGUCGGAUUUAAGUACAAAGCAGGAUCAGGGAACAGACGUUGAUUUAUUUGCAUGCCCGAUAUGUUAUGAACCAUUGAUAAGAAAAGGUCCUGUUGGCCUGAACUUAUCAGCAAUCUACAGGUCUGGUUUCAAGUGUAAGAGAUGUCAAAAAUCAUACACUAGCAAAGACGGGUAUUUGGACCUGACAGUGACUUCUGGGUUGAGAGAUUACAUUGAAGUUCAACCGGUUAGGACUGAACUUUUUAGGAGUCCCCUUGUUUCAUUCUUAUAUGAAAGAGGUUGGCGCCAGAAUUUUAGGCAAAGUGGCUUUCCUGGUCUGGAUGAAGAGUUCAAAAUGGCUCAAGAGUACUUUGAACCAGCUAAAGGUGGUCUGGUUGUGGAUGUUAGCUGUGGAAGUGGUUUGUUUUCCCGAAAAUUUGCAAAAUCUGGAACCUAUUCUGGAGUCAUUGCACUAGAUUAUUCAGAAAAUAUGCUUCGUCAAUGCUACAAUUUCAUUAAGAAAGAUGACACACUUUCAACCACUAAUAUUGCCCUUGUAAGGGCAGAUGUUUCUAGGCUUCCCUUUGCGCCAGGUUCAGUUGAUGCUGUUCAUGCUGGUGCCGCUUUGCAUUGCUGGCCAUUUCCUUCAAACGCUGUUGCUGAAAUCACCCGUGUACUAAGAAGCGGUGGAGUAUUUGUCGGAACCACUUUUCUUCGUUAUUCUUCAUCGACUCCCUGGAUUAUACGACCCUUCAGAGAGAGAAAUUCUCAAGGCUAUGGGUUUUUAAUAGAGGAAGAAAUCAAAGACCUUUGCACCUCUUGUGGUCUUGCAAAUUACUCAUGCAAAAUUGAGAAGUCUUUUAUUAUGUUUACGGCUCAGAAACCAUAAAACUAUAUAUGAUCCAUUUGUAAAAUUUAUUCUCCUACAUUAUUAAUAUAAUAAUUAUACAUCAGUAUUUGUUGUAUUAUUUGUUCUAUCUGUAAAGAAAUUGUAAAUAUACCGGAAAUAGAAAGGUGAAAACCGGAGGAGUCUCUUGUAAAUGUUCACAGGUUAGUAAUUGUAUCAUAUUUUGAUUUUGAUGAUACUUA